Vicia villosa (hairy vetch) is the source of this 870-nucleotide messenger RNA. Its product is annotated as protein FAR1-RELATED SEQUENCE 5-like. The transcript has a single exon. The coding region runs from base 1 to 870 and encodes 289 amino acids. NCBI's taxonomy places the organism in Eukaryota, Viridiplantae, Streptophyta, Magnoliopsida, Fabales, Fabaceae. The record is from RefSeq and is a predicted model, not a curated record. Gene Ontology annotation, biological process: regulation of DNA-templated transcription. Gene Ontology annotation, molecular function: zinc ion binding.
AUGGAAAAUAAAUAUCCAGAAGCAGUUGUAACAGAUGGAGACGGGGCUAUGAGGGAGGCUAUAAAAAAAUUUUAUCCUGAUGCGACCCAUCAGUUGUGUGCUUGGCAUUUAAACAAGAAUGGAGGUGAAAAUGUAAAGAGUUCACAAUUUAUUGAUGGUUUUAAAAAUGCAAUAUACUCAAAUUUUACAACAGAGCAGUUUAAAGAAUUUUGGUGGGAGAUGGUUAAAGAGAAUGAACUUGAAGGAAAAGCUUGGGUUGCCAAAACAUAUGAGAACAAGUCACUCUGGGCUAUUGCAUAUCUACAUGAUAAGUUUUUUGGUUGUAUAAGAACUACAUCUCAGCGUGAAGCUGUCAAUGCAAUAAUCAAGUCUUAUGUACAGAAGAAAGGGUGCAUUUUUGAAUUUAUGCAUAAUUUUGAACAAGCUUUGAGGGAUUACAAAAAUAAUGAACUUGUUGCUGAUUUUAAAUCGAAGUUUUCAGAUCCUGUGUUGACAACUCAUCUUCGUCCGAUUGAAAGCGACGCUGCUAAAACUUAUACAAUAGAGAUUUUUAAAGAAGUAAAAGAAGAAAUAAUGAAGCCUAGUGCAUUAAUUGUAAAGGAGCGAUUAAUAGAAGGAGAAUUGAAAGUUUAUAAGUUGACAAAAUAUUGUGAGGAUGGUUAUGAAAGAGAAGUUGUGUAUGAUCCUUUAGGUAAAACAUUGCGGUGUUCGUGUAAAUUGUUUGACUCUCGCGGAAUUCCAUGUUCACACAUAUUUUACGUCAUCAAAGAAGAGCAUAUGGAUCACAUUCCUCGUAGUGUGGUAUUUCCGCGUUGGAUGAAGGAUGCCAAAAUUGGUUUUCUCAAUAUGGAUUCUAAUGGGGGAGUAUAA